Loxodonta africana (African savanna elephant) is the source of this 1219-nucleotide messenger RNA. RefSeq names its product protein phosphatase 1 regulatory subunit 42 (gene PPP1R42). Gene Ontology annotation, molecular function: protein binding. The coding region runs from base 17 to 1087 and encodes 356 amino acids. The transcript has 8 exons. Lineage: Eukaryota; Metazoa; Chordata; Mammalia; Proboscidea; Elephantidae. The record is from RefSeq and is a predicted model, not a curated record.
GAUUUAUAGGAGAAUCAUGGUUCGACUGACCGUGGAUCUAAUUGCCAAAACCAGCAAUUUUAAGCCCCGAAAAGAAGAAACUAUUUCACAGUACCUGAAGAAAAUAACUCAUAUAAAUUUUUCAGAUAAAAAUAUAGAUGCAAUUGAAGAUCUCUCUCUUUGCAAAAAUCUUAGCGUUUUAUAUUUAUAUGAUAACCGGAUUAGUCAAAUCACUAACUUGAAUUUUGCCACAAAUCUGACUCAUCUGUACCUACAAAACAACUGUAUUUCAUGUUUAGAGAACCUCAGAUCAUUAAAGAAACUGGAAAAACUGUAUCUGGGUGGCAAUUACAUUGCUGUCAUAGAAGGUUUAGAAGGAUUAGAAGAACUAAGAGAGCUUCAUGUUGAGAGUCAGAGGCUUCCACUAGGAGAAAAACUUCUGUUUGAUCCAAGGACUCUCUAUUCUCUGGCAAAAUCCCUCUCUAUAUUGAAUAUCAGCAAUAAUAAUAUUGAUGACAUAAGAGACUUAGAAAUGCUGGAGAAUCUUAAUCAGCUCAUAGCAGUUGACAACCGACUUUUGCAUGUGAAGGAUUUGGAAUUUUUACUGAGCAAGUUGAUGAAGCUGUGGAAAAUGGAUCUAAAUGGAAAUCCUGUUUGUCUCAAGCCAAAAUACAGGGACAGACUGAUCUUGGUGUCCAAAUCACUGGAAUUUCUUGAUGGAAGAGAAAUUAAAAAAAUGGAAAGACAAUUCCUAAUGAACUGGAAAGCAUCCAAAGAUGCCAAAAAAAUCAGCAAGAAAAGGAACACUAAAAGUGAGGAUGCAAGCAACUCAUACAUAAGUAACUUUGAAACAAUGCAUCACAUAGUUCCUGUUUACUACCCACAGGUGGGUAAGCCAAAAUUAGUCUUUUUCUCUGAAAUACAAAGAUCCUUUCCAAAUGGAAAUGCUUCUCCAGAAACAUCCCAAGAAGAUACAAAGACCAAAGUUACUGAAGAGAUGGGGAAUCUCUCUUUGAAGGAAUCUCAAAGCUUGCUGACAAAAAGUGAUGUACAUGAACCUCACCUUCUCCAAAAAUCAAUAGAAAAUUCAUUUAUGGAAAAUGAGUAAAUUCAGCCUAAAGUGAUCUGAAAUGUUUCAUUUUUAACUUCACAGUAGUACUACACAACAACAUCUUUUGUGGGUUUGUAGUUUUAUAGAAUCUCAUAUAAGAAAAACUUCGUUUGAUUUUGCUUUUUUAUA